Molecule: messenger RNA, 696 nt
Organism: Loa loa (African eye worm)
Lineage: Eukaryota; Metazoa; Nematoda; Chromadorea; Rhabditida; Onchocercidae
Product: zinc finger protein
Exons: 1
Biological process (GO): regulation of transcription by RNA polymerase II
Cellular component (GO): nucleus
Molecular function (GO): DNA-binding transcription factor activity, RNA polymerase II-specific; RNA polymerase II cis-regulatory region sequence-specific DNA binding
Source: RefSeq, a predicted model, not a curated record
GAAGCGCAAACGGAGCAAACAGACCUGUUGGAUUUACCAGUGCAAAAAGUGAAUGAGGAAGGGAAUGUAUCAAUAAGUUUGCCAAUACAAGGAGUAGUAAAUGGAGAAGUAGGAAUAAAGGAAGAAGUAUUGGUCAAGGAAGUGUCUAAAAGACAUGUAGAAUUAACGAAUUCAAAAAGAAAGAAAUCACAGCACCUUUGUGAAAUAUGCGGCGAAAUUUUUCCUCGAUCAGACACUAUGAAAACCCAUAUGAGGACUCAUACUGGCGAAAGACCACACAUUUGUGAAAUAUGCGGCAAAAGUUUCAUUCACUCAUUCGCAUUGAAAAGGCAUAGGAUGACUCAUACCGGCGAAAGAUCGUACAUUUGUGAAAUAUGCGGCAAAAGUUUCAUUCAAUCAUCCGAUUUGGGAAAGCAUAGGAGGACUCACACUGGUGAAAAACCAUACAUUUGUGAAAUAUGCGGCAAUAGUUUUCCUCGAUUAGACAGUAUGAAAAUCCACAUGAGGACUCAUACUGGCGACAAAACAUAUAUUUGUGAAAUAUGCGGCAAAAGUUUCAUUCAAUCAUCCCCACUGAAAAGGCAUAUGAGGACUCAUACUGGCGAAAGGCCAUACAUUUGUAAAAUAUGCAAGAGAAGUUUCACACGCAAAAUUAGUUUGCAAACACACAAACAGAAACAUUUGAAAGAAACAUAG